AUGGUCAAAGACUAUUUCGCUGUAACGAAAGAUGUAGAAAGCUUACGACUCUGGAUUCCAUCUAUAGACAAGGAAAUGCGCUGGUGGAUUGCUAACAGAAGCGUCAGCGUUGAGUUGCCCAAUAAAACGAUGGGUUCUGUGUUUCUUUAUCGAACCGAAACGAACUGUCCGCGACCAGAGAAUUAUUUGUCCGACUAUCUACUUGGCAUGAACAACACCGAUCCCUUGAUUACCUGGAAAGCGAUGUCCACUGCUUGCGAGAGUGGUUGGGACUUCAGCACUCGCUGGUUCGAUCAUGAUGGAGACCGUCGGUAUAGAAAAGAUUCAAUUCGUACGCAGACGAUUGUACCCGUAGAUCUAAACGUCUACAUGGCUUUGAACUACAAAUUCUUGGCAGAUUCACAUGCUUUCCUUGGCAAUACCAGGUAG
This is a messenger RNA of Cylicostephanus goldi, 429 nucleotides long. NCBI's taxonomy places the organism in Eukaryota, Metazoa, Nematoda, Chromadorea, Rhabditida, Strongylidae. The record is from the annotation of a GenBank genome assembly.